CGGGUCGAUAGACCGAAGAGAAGAAGGAGGAAGAAUCUAAGACGUUUUUUAACGCCUCUGGGGGUUUUUGGUACUUGUUUGUCCAACAAACCUGUGUAAAACAAUAACUUAAGAGAUGGGGAACCGGGUCGCACGUGAGGACUACGAGUGGGUCUACACAGAUCAGCCUCACGCAGACAGGAGGAAAGAGAUCCUGGCAAAAUACCCAGAAAUCAAAUCGUUGAUGGGUCCUGACCACAGGCUCAAAUGGAUUGUGUGCAUGAUGGUGGCUAUACAGUUUUUAGCUUUCUACCUGGUCAAAGACUUGGACUGGAAAUGGGUUUUGUUCUGGACUUAUGCCUUUGGUAGCUGUAUCAAUCACUCAAUGACCCUCGCUAUUCACGAGAUCUCCCAUAACACAGCGUUUGGAAACAACAAAGCCAUGUGGAACCGCUACUUUGCCAUGUUUGCCAACCUGCCCAUCGGUCUGCCUUACUCUGCCUCCUUCAAACGCUAUCACCUGGACCACCACCGCUACCUGGGCGGAGACGGCGUAGAUGUAGACAUCCCCACCGAGUUUGAAGGCUGGUUCUUCUGCACACGCUUCCGCAAAUUCAUCUGGAUUAUUCUGCAGCCGCUGUUCUACGCCAUCAGGCCUCUCUGCAUCAACCCCAAACCCAUCAGUCAGCUGGAGCUCACCAACGUAGCCGUCCAGCUCACCUUUGACGUCCUGCUCUACUGGCUGUGGGGGGCCAAGCCUGUGGUGUACAUGCUGGCCGGCUCCAUGCUGGGGAUGGGCCUCCACCCCAUUUCUGGCCACUUCAUCGCCGAGCACUACAUGUUCCUCAAAGGCCACGAGACGUACUCCUACUACGGCUCCCUCAACCUGCUCACCUUCAAUGUGGGCUACCACAACGAGCACCAUGACUUCCCCAGCAUCCCAGGACGCAGGCUGCCCAUGGUGAAGAAAAUAGCAGCAGAAUAUUACGAGGAGCUGCCUCAGUACUCAUCGUGGGUGAAGGUUCUGUACGACUUCAUCAUGGACGAUGCACUCAGCCCUUACUCUAGAAUCAAGAGGAAGCUGAAGGGAGAAGUCAAACAGGAGUAACUUCACUGAGAGCUUCUUUAGAACAAAGCUGCUGUCUGUGUCCACAAUGACAGCAGUCUGCCACACCAUCCUAUAGACUUAACUGCUUCUGCAUAUUAAUACAUAUACAACAUGUGAAACGAAGGUGGAGACUGCACUAGUUUGGAAGUGUGCUUUUCAUCCACAGCAAGAGAAAAUGGAUUCAGGUCAUUAAGAACAACUGCUCACACGCUUAUCUUUUUAGUUAGGAAUAUGAUAGUUUAUCAGUGCUUACAGGCAGUACAGGACUGGUUGCACAAAGACUUUAGCUUUAGAUCAAACACAUAGUUCAAUUUAAGAUUGACGUCUAAAGACUGGUUGGAUUUCCAUGAAAUGUUCCCCUCAGCAUUUAUAAGAAUCAUUGUGGUGAUCUCCUGCCUUUUUGCAUUAGAAGUUGUCCUGUUGUUUGGUUUAUGACUGUCUGUAAAAUAACUCCUAGUCUCUGUCCAAGCUGUUGGAUCCACAGCUGUUGGAUCUACUGCUGUUGGAUCCACAGCUGUUGGAGUAUUGAGUAAAUGACAUGUUAGCAAAACAACGAUAAAACAAUGUUAAAAUACGAACAAAGUGCAGAAAGAUUUGUGUUUACUCUGAAGAGCCAAAAUAUAUUACUGCAUAGUAGCUGUACGCUAGAUUGUGUGUGUGUGUGUGUGUGUGUGUGUGUGUGUGUGUGUGUGUGUGUGUGUGUGUGUGUGUGUGUGUGUGUGUGUGUGUGUGUGUGUGUGUGUGUGUGUGUGUGUGUGUGUGAGUGUGUGUGAGUGAGUAAGUACUCCUCAAACAGCUACAGCUUUAACAAAAUGCCUUUUUAUUAGAAUCAUGCAUAAGUAAGUUGGGGUCUCCAAAAGCCAUUUCCCUCAUUAUUACUGACUGCAGAACAGUAGUCCACAAAAUGAUUUUUACUUUUCAGCAGUUUGAAAUGUCCAAAUGUGUGUAAAGACGUGCGUGUCUCGUAUGGUUUCUCCAUAAAUAAGUGUCAUUACGAGACUAAAAUCCUUAAAUUGACAUCUAGUCCUUCAUCUUCAUUAAAACUUCUAGAAUCUGUUUAGUCCAUUCUCAGUGUUUGUUUAGUGCAAGCUUCAACUUUCCACAUGACACUUGUUUAAGUUGUAUACUGUACCAGGAUCAGAGACACUUUCUAUAUCCAGCAGAUGAAUGUGAAAACUGUACACACUCAUUCUACACAGAGAGGCUCAAACAUUUAACUGUAGAAAGAAAAAGAGGAAGAUGAGUAGAGGAAACUAGCUGUUUUAAUGCCUGUAAGUGUGAAGAAAUGUAAGGCUGACUUCACUGUAGGCCACUUUAAGAGGUUUUGUGCAACCAGCUCUGGACAUGAGCCACCAACUUCACCACACACUGUUACACUACCUACUCUGGAUGAUGAAUGAGUACAAACUAUGUUACACUUUUAUUUAGCCACACAUGAAUUGUAUACAAUGGAAUGAAUUUCAAUAUGUGUCUGUAUUUUAGACCCAACAGCUGGGUUUUUGGUGUGUGUGUGUGUGUGGUAGUAACUGGACCAAAGUUGAACUCUGAGUGAAUCCACUCAUCAUUAAUGGGAAGGCUUGCAUUGGUGGCUUUAUAUGUUGAAUGUAGAAGCUGACCUCUUCUGGCUUAUGAACCAUUUUUUCUUUACUGCUUUGCUUUUUAACACUUUAUUGUAUCACACUGUACAACCUGUUGUUCUGCAUUUAUAUACAUUAGUCAGUUUUAAAUAGUGUUGUAUGUGUGAUGAACACCUCACUCAUUAGUGCCUUCAAGCUUUCUUCUAAAUUCCACAUCUGUGGUCUUAAUUUAAAUUUCAUGAAUUUAUUGACUGUUUGCCAAUGAUUGAAGAAAGUGUUUAAAGUUCAAAUCAUUGUUGGUUAGUUUUUUGUUUUCAGACUUUAGCCUGCAGUUGUACAGAUAGGACUGUAGUUACUACUGAGGCCGUGUCCUUUGUGUUUCAUUAUUUAGCAACCAAAUAAUGGUUGCUAUUGAACCGGCUGAUUCUAUGAUGAUUAUUUUCCAUAAAGUUAAUUUUGACUAUGUUAAAGCCGAUGAAAUAAAUGAAUAAAAAGAAUUUCACAGUU
Scomber japonicus (chub mackerel) is the source of this 3171-nucleotide messenger RNA. It is a transcript of the gene degs1, whose product is annotated as delta(4)-desaturase, sphingolipid 1. Gene Ontology annotation, molecular function: sphingolipid delta-4 desaturase activity. Gene Ontology annotation, biological process: ceramide biosynthetic process. Gene Ontology annotation, cellular component: membrane. The coding region runs from base 116 to 1087 and encodes 323 amino acids. The transcript is spliced from 3 exons. Lineage: Eukaryota; Metazoa; Chordata; Actinopteri; Scombriformes; Scombridae. The record is from RefSeq and is a predicted model, not a curated record.